AAUUGAGAGUGAUACAGAAGGAAACAUAUUAGGGGAACAAUUAAAAACAGAUUUGGAUGAUACUUUUAGUGAAAAUGAUUGGAAAAAUGAUGAGAAAAGUGAUUGGGAAAGUGAUACUGAUUUAGAAGUAGAAUAA
Molecule: messenger RNA, 136 nt
Organism: Funneliformis mosseae
Lineage: Eukaryota; Fungi; Glomeromycota; Glomeromycetes; Glomerales; Glomeraceae
Source: the annotation of a GenBank genome assembly